This is a messenger RNA of Papilio machaon (common yellow swallowtail), 1626 nucleotides long. RefSeq names its product probable ATP-dependent RNA helicase DDX28 (gene Dbp21E2). Gene Ontology annotation, molecular function: nucleic acid binding; ATP binding. NCBI's taxonomy places the organism in Eukaryota, Metazoa, Arthropoda, Insecta, Lepidoptera, Papilionidae. The record is from RefSeq and is a predicted model, not a curated record. Bases 65 to 1561 code for a protein of 498 amino acids. The transcript has 5 exons.
CUUAAUUUGUUUUGAAUGUGCUAAAAGCUUAUUUGAAUGUAUAUUUUUUUAAUUAUGAAUUCUAAUGGUUUUGAAAAUGUCAAAACUACGACACUUGUUUAAUAUAUCAUACUGCCGUUAUUAUAGUAUUCAGCAAGCUAAAAAGAAGUUGCCUAUAAUAUCGUGCAAACGACCUGAAUAUAAUCAUUAUGAGGGCCAAACUUAUAGUAAAUUCGAUGGCAUUAAAUUAGCGUCCAAAGGAUGGUUGAGUGCUAAAUCAAAAAAUGAUCACUUCACUAUCUAUUAUGAUGCAAAUAAAAAGGAAGAAAAAGAGGUAUACAGAAAGAGUUUCGAGGAAAUUGGCGUUUGUAAUAUGUUAAGUGAGAUUAUGGUCGCUCAAGGAUUUGAAUUACCAACUUUAAUACAGACAAAAGCCAUUCCAUCUAUUCUUGAAGGAUAUAAUUCAGUGAUAACAGCCGAGACUGGUUGUGGCAAGACAUUGGCUUACUUGUUGCCAAUUUUCCAGCAUAUUUUGGAAUGGAAACCUCACAUGAAGGAGGAGUUCAACAGUCCUUUGGCUGUUGUCAUAACUCCCAGCAGAGAACUAGCAAGUCAAAUAGGCCAAGUUGCGGAGAGUUUAGCACAGGGCAUCAACAUUAAUGUCUCAACUUUAAUCGGAGGAAGGACUAAGCAGAAAAUACUGAACCCUCCAAUUGAGUACUCUGACAUUCUUAUCACAACUCUCGGAGCAUAUAGCAAGUUGGUGACAACUGGCAUUUUAAAGGUGCACAAUGUACAUCAUCUGGUGCUUGAUGAAGCUGAUACGUUACUUGAUGAUACUUUUAUUGGGAAAGUAGAGAAUUUAUUGAAGAAGUUUGGGAUCCAUUACAAAGUUCAAGUGCAAGUUCCCCCAGUGGGUUGUCAGUUGACCCUGGUGAGUGCAACCAUGCCCCAUGAGCUGCCGGAAGCUGUCAAAUCCUUUGUAGAUCCUCAGUCCUUGAGGACAAUAUCAACAACUAAUAUACACAAGUUACUACCACAUGUGCCACAAAAGUUCAUUCGUCUUGGUAAAGCACAAAAACCUGUGGAAUUGCUGAAACUAGUUCAAGCAGAUGUCAACCAAAAGAGACCUGUGAUGAUUUUUUCCAAUAAGACAUCAACAUGUGACUUUGUCUCCAUGUUUUUAAACGAAAAUAAUAUUCAAUGUGUCAACAUUAAUGGGCAAAUGGCUGUUCCGCUAAAGCAAGGAAAGUUUGAGUUAUACAAUAAUGGAUCUGUUAAUGUUCUGUCUUGUACAGAUAUUGCUUCACGUGGAUUAGAUACAACACGGACCCGACACAUAAUUAACUAUGAUUUUCCUAUGUACAUUGCUGAUUAUAUUCACCGUUGUGGACGGACGGGACGCAUUGGGUCCGCAAAUGAUUGCGCAGUCACCAACUUUGUUGCUUGGCCUAGGGAGAUAAAUAUUGUUCAAAAAAUAGAAACCUCUGUCAGGAAGGGUAAUGAACUGCCCAAUGUCAAUGCUAACAUACGGAGGCAGAUUGAAGAUAGAAUUGCUAGGAUGACAGGAGUCGGAAUUUAACACAUCCAAUGCCAUAAUUUUUUUGUAAGAAAUCGAAUUUCAGGCAGCGGCACUUCAUGUGUUAA